AUGGGAUUGAUAAAAGUCUGUCUCAAAAACGCCACAACAGCUCUAGUUGGAUAUUCUGUCAUCUCUGCAUCGCAAGAGGCUCAAAUAUGGCAAAGCAUUGACCAACAAGACCCGAUCUUCAAAAUCGUCAAACGCCCGAUUUACUGUGGCAUUUCAUUUUCCUGCCUUACUCUUCUCUUUUCCGGGAAUCCGAUAAAAAGUAUUCUUUUUGGCUUUUGGUUCGGCGCAUUUUCAGCUGUGCUCGGAUACAAUGAAGUGAAAAAGCUAGAAUCAAAGGGCGCGUUUUUCUCUGCUUUCGGGCACAAGCCGCUUACGGCUGAUGAGCAACGAGAAUUUCUAGUGAAACAAGAGGAAGAUGUUAGAAACGCGAUCCGCGAACAUUCUGACGGAGAGCUUGAAUCGACGGAUAUCUCGAAGCAAAUGGAUAAAUAUGUUCAAUCUAAAAAAGACUCUUAA
Messenger RNA from Oikopleura dioica, 456 nucleotides. NCBI's taxonomy places the organism in Eukaryota, Metazoa, Chordata, Appendicularia, Copelata, Oikopleuridae. The record is from the annotation of a GenBank genome assembly.